AUGGCUUUCUACUACGAACCCCUGUCUCUCAUUCUUGCAACCCUCCUCCUCCUCCUCUCUAAUUCCUUCACUACCAUUUCCCUGAUUUCUUUGAGUCAAGCAAUCAAUAAUGGUGGCGUAACCCUUGAUUUAAUCCACCGCGACUCCCCUCUUUCGCCUUCCUACGACCCCUCCACCACCCGUUUUGAGCGUUUGAGGACUUCGUUUCAUCGCUCCAUUUCACGCCAAUCUUCUCUUAAGUCAACUUCUUUUAAGUCAGCCUCAAAGUCACCAGACUCAUUCGAGGCUACCCUAACUCCCAUUGGUGGGGAAUACCUAAUGAAAAUCAAUAUCGGGACCCCACCAAUUGAAAUACUAGCAAUUGUUGAUACGGGCAGCGAUUUGACGUGGACGCAGUGUGUGCCUUGCACACAAUGCUACAAGCAAAAUGCCCCACUUUUCAACCCCACAAAAACCACAACUUAUAGAACUGUCUCAUGCACAUCCCAACAAUGCCAAUCACUCGGACCAGAUAGUUCAUCCUGCGAUAAAUCAAAUAGUUGUCUCUACCAAGUUAGUUAUGGGGACAGUUCCUACAGCAAUGGUGACUUAGCUGUGGAAACGUUCACUUUUGAUUCUUCCACUUCCAAAGAAAGUGUGGUAUUCCCUAAGAUUGUGUUUGGUUGCGGGCAUAACAACGGCGGGACUUUCAACGAGACGGGCUCUGGGAUCGUUGGCCUUGGUGGUGGCGCCGUUUCAAUAGUGAGACAACUAGAGACGACCAUCGGUGGAAAAUUCUCAUACUGUCUCACGACCCUGGAUUCGAAAUCUUCUAGCAAGAUUAGUUUUGGACCUAAUGCUAUCGUGACGGGGCCUAACCUCUCGUCUACCCCUCUAGUACAGAAAUCCCCCGAUACGUUCUAUUAUCUCACAUUAGAGGGUGUUAGUGUUGGGAAUGAGGCUUUGGCAUACAAUUACAUUCCCAACUCCAAUUCCAAGGCAUCGGUCGAAGAAGGCAACAUAAUCAUCGACUCUGGAACAACAUUGACGUUCCUUCCUAGUUCUCUUUAUGAAGGAUUGGAAUCCACAUUGGAGAAAUCGAUUACUGGUAGGCGUGUGUCUGAUCCUCAAGGGUUGUUUGGGUUGUGUUAUGAGCUACCUAGCAAUGGAGAAUUCAAUGCCCCAUCUAUAAUAGCACAUUUCACAGGAGCUGAUGUGAAGUUAACACAAGAAAGCACCUUUAUAGAGGUAGAGAAAGGGGUGGUAUGUCUGACUUUUGUGCCCUCACAAGAUCUGGCCAUUUUUGGUAACUUACAUCAGAUGAAUUUUCUAAUUGGAUAUGAUCUUGAGAAUCAGAAGGUGGACUUCUUGCCAACUGAUUGCAGCAAGACCCAUUGA
Molecule: messenger RNA, 1377 nt
Organism: Sesamum indicum (sesame)
Lineage: Eukaryota; Viridiplantae; Streptophyta; Magnoliopsida; Lamiales; Pedaliaceae
Source: RefSeq, a predicted model, not a curated record